This is a messenger RNA of Diprion similis, 1763 nucleotides long. RefSeq lists its product as uncharacterized. The coding region runs from base 6 to 1655 and encodes 549 amino acids. The transcript has 8 exons. The record is from RefSeq and is a predicted model, not a curated record. NCBI's taxonomy places the organism in Eukaryota, Metazoa, Arthropoda, Insecta, Hymenoptera, Diprionidae.
CAAAAAUGCCGCGUGUCUCGAGCUCCACAGGCCUUGUUGCUGCGCGAAUUCGGCCUGUCUCUCGGCCGAGGAAAAAGCAAGUUGAUCUCUCUGGAUACACGAAACCGGCCCCGUUCGUUCUUCGACCGUUCUCGGGUCUGUUCAAUCCGUAUCCCUACGGAUGUUCCGUGUUGUGCAAUCAUCCUGCGGACGGGGAGGCCAAGGAUGUCGUGCGCCGUGCAAAGGAUUGCUGGGCGACAGAGGGCAAGGCAUUGCUCCUCCCCGCCGAGAUGGAACUCAUCCGAGCUACUCUACUGGCCGGAGGUCGAUCACAAAGCGGAAACCGCCGCACGUCGCGCGGUAUCACCGAUCCUGCGGCACCCGAUGCGACGACCGUCCCCGAAGAACUCUUCCGGCACUACGCCGAGACCGAUUCCCGGCCGUUGACCCCGGCACCGACUCUCGCCAGCGGUCCAGCGCUCUACGUUACCUCGCCUGAUCCUCCCACGGUUUAUCCUCGCGAGCGUACCACCCUCGUCCUCGACCUUAGGGCAAACUCUCAGGAGCAGGAUAUAGAGACCCUGAGUUGGCACGCGCUGAGUCUAGAGCCGUUGCCGAGUCCACGGAGAACCGAGGUCUUCGUUCCAAGGCCGUCGUUGUUGUUGCCACUGAACCCAUCGACUUCGGUCCCAGCGGCGCCGCCGCCGACGGUCAAUGUCAGCAACGCGAGUACGCCAAAAAAUACUGCCGGCGAAGGUUCGGACAGCGAAAGUGACGGGCCAUCUAUGCGGAGGCGCGGAAAACGUUUGCGUAAGCGGAAAUGCCGACGCGGAUCAACCUACGGCCAACAAAACGAAGUCAGAGAUCCUCCUGAGCCCCUCGAAACUCAGGUCUCGCAGGUUGAGAUUGGCCUCGGAGACAGCUCAGCCAGACCACCCGUCGCUGACGGGACGGUUUUAUCACCUUCGAGUAAAGAGCCGAUCGCAUCGCCACCGUAUCGCAUUUUUCCGGAGAGUUUCAUCGAUGCUGAUAUCCUGAAACAUUUGGGACGGCAAUUAGACCGCGACACAGUGGAAGGCGAAUUUUCCACUAAGCGAAGAAUCGCGCUGGAAGAGGCAUUGAGAGUAAAAGCAUCACAAGCCCGAAACGGAACCGAAGUGAAAGAAGAAACAGGACCCAGCGCAUCGUCACUGAAUGUGCCGAGGGUAUUUUCUCGACAAAGUUCCCGAUUUGAACUUCCUCUAGACAGUAGAACAUUUGCCGAAAUGUCACCGUUGGAUUACCUUGGCAGACAUGUUUUCGUAACACCUGGAAGAAAGCUAAUCUUCAGGCGAGCCUUCAACAGAUACUUCGAAGAAGAUUCGACCGGAACGAGACACAUGCUACCGGACAAAAUCCAAGUCGGGCUGGAAGAGGUGAUGGGGCGAUCAUUCAGCGAGGAUCAAUCAUUAAAAUUUGUAAGCACCGUAGGUGUCGUCCAAGUUCCGGUUGACUUCAGGACUUGGUGCGGAAUUUGUGCCGCUGCGGAAAGACUCCUCGCCCCCCUUCCACCUCGAGACGCAGACCCACCAACCUGGAUCGAACGUGUCGACCUCGAGGGCCUCGAGCGGAGACUCAGAUCCGUCGAAGCCGAUUCCAAACUGGCUUUGCUGCUAACGGAAAUUCGGGACCGUUGAUGAUUCAAGACUCAAUAUUAUUUUAAAAACUACAUAUGCGUUAUAUCUUUUUUUGUUACAUACAACAAAAUUUAUUAAAAUGUUUCUUACGUGUUUUUUACAUGCGAU